AUGUGCGACGAUAGAUCUUAUUACAGACCUUCCGUGAAUCAGCGGCCUCAAUCUCACCACACAAAUCUCGCCCUGCCCUAUCGAGGCGCUAGAAACUACAGGGCGGGCGAUUGCCAAAGCUCUGCCGCCAAUCGAUAUAGUGAAGCGGUAGCCGAGUGUGCCACAUUUGAACCAGACGAAUGGCCGGGUUCAGCAACUGAGGCCAAUCUCGACCGCCGACAUCCUUUUCGGUAUUCUGCAUCUGCAUACCAUCACCUGAAACUGGACCUACUGCAGCAGUCAACAGAUUCGUUCAAACGAUGGAUGCCCGGAGUAGUAUACGGCGCGCCACCGGAAGAUAGGUUGCAGCCCCAGGAACGAUUCAGAGCACCUCAUCGCUAUUCAAGCAGGCGACAAGUGAAGCAGGAAGACGGCAUUGACGACGACGACUUUGUCUUUAUUUCAUAUGCACCCCGCACCAAGGCAUUCCUUCACUUUGCUUGUCCGUUUUACAUCUACGACCCAGAAAAACACCAGCAAUGCCUCCUCACUGUCGGCCUCAAGUCAAUCGAAAGUAUUAUAGAGCACGUCAUGAAACACCACUCCCGAUCACCGUAUUGUUCAAGAUGCUAUCAGAAGUUCAGCUCGUUGAUUGAUCGCGAUGAUCACGUUUUGAGCGGGAGAUGCAAAAAGCGAUACCCAGACCCAUCGGAUGGGGUCAACGAAGACCAAAAGGUCCUGAUGAUACGAGCCAAUGAUCAGUACUUGAGUGAAAAGAGGCGCUGGAAUCGAAUAUGGUCUAUUAUCUUUCCUGCCACAGAGUGGCCCCGCUCCCUGUAUCUGGAUCGAGGCCCUGGGCUCAAAGCAUCAAUGGCAAGAGACUUCUGGGAUAUAUACGGUGUGCAGCUUGUCUCUGAGGUUCUCGAACGCAAAACGCCAUUCGCGAGCCAGGGCAGUAAUACUCAUAGUGUACUCUAUGAACUAGGGCUGCAGGAUCUCUUGACCAUGGCUAUUCAAGAGUAG
Fusarium fujikuroi IMI 58289 is the source of this 1002-nucleotide messenger RNA. RefSeq lists its product as uncharacterized. The transcript has a single exon. Lineage: Eukaryota; Fungi; Ascomycota; Sordariomycetes; Hypocreales; Nectriaceae. The record is from RefSeq and is a predicted model, not a curated record. Bases 1 to 1002 code for a protein of 333 amino acids.